Molecule: messenger RNA, 2002 nt
Organism: Aspergillus pseudotamarii
Lineage: Eukaryota; Fungi; Ascomycota; Eurotiomycetes; Eurotiales; Aspergillaceae
Product: nucleobase cation symporter-1 family protein
Exons: 4
Coding region: 96-1727 (543 amino acids)
Biological process (GO): transmembrane transport; nucleobase transport
Cellular component (GO): plasma membrane
Molecular function (GO): nucleobase transmembrane transporter activity
Source: RefSeq, a predicted model, not a curated record
UCCAGGCACUUGAACGGGAGCAUAUAAAGGAAACGCGACCGAGGUAACCGAAUAUUUCGAGUCAAUCAGGGGGAGGGGGAAAAAAAGGGCACAUCAUGGGUCGCUUUUCCGGCGCAGCGAGCAGACUGCAUCGCACCCUGCAACUCAGCGGUGAUACAGAUCAGUGGCGGAAUCGAGACCUGAUCCCUUUGCCUCCAGAUCGCACGACCUGGUCUAGCUGGGACUUCCUCUAUCUAUGGAGUACCGUCUUCUUCACCACAUUCGGCUGGCAAAUCACUUCCUCGCUUCUUGGUCUCGGCCUGAAUGUCUGGCAAUCCAUCCUAUGCAACAUCAUUACGAAAUUCCUGCAGACGGCCGUGGUGUUCUGUGUCGGAUGGCCCGGUGGAGUCUGGCACAUUGGCUUCACGGUUAACUCCCGCUCGGUCUUUGGAAUGUGGGGAUCGUAUGUGCCCGUCAUUCUCCGUAUUUUCCUGUGCAUUAUCUGGUAUGGUGUCCAGGCCUUUACAGGUGGCCAGCUGGUGGCGAUUAUCCUGUCGACGAUCUUUUCCGGCUAUCACCAUAUGGAGAACACUCUGCCGGAGUCGACGCAUAUGACCACCAAGCAGUUCGUCGGAUAUGUCAUCUUUAAUAUCAUCUCGCUCGCGCUCUUAUGGGUGCCUCCCGACAAGCUGAAGAAGCCCUUUAAGCUCAUCGCCAGUAUCAACCUGCUCGUCAUUCUGGGACUGGCGAUCGGCCUGAUCGCGGGUGCCCGAGGUGGCUCCCUGGGUACCCUCCAGACGUCCCAGCGAACCGACAACCUCGGAUGGACCUUCAUCCACGGUUUCGCCGUCGUGUUCUCGGGCAACGCGGUCGGAAUGGCGAGCCACAGUGAUUUCUCACGUUUCGCCCGACGACCGGGGGCUCAGGUCAAAGGACAACUCUUCUCGUUCCUGAUAUCCGGCAACGUCGUUCCCAUCCUGGGAAUUUUCGGCACUGCAGCUGCCGCGAAGAUGUAUGGCGACGUGAACGAACUCGGUCUGUGGAAUCCACCCAAUAUCCUGCAAAUGUGGCUGGACAACCAGUAUCAUAAUCCGGCCAUGCGAGCCGCCGCGUUCUUCGUCGCCUUCGGAUUAACAUCGAGUAUCAUGGCCAUGAACUCCAUUGAAAACGGUGUUUCGGGCGGCAUGGACAUCGCCGGACUGUACCCCCGGUACUUCAACAUCCGUCGUGGAUCAUAUCUGCUGGCGGCGAUCUCCGUCGUGAUCAACCCGUGGCAGAUUAUCGCCAACGGGGCUAUUUUCACCAACACCCUGAACAGCUUCGGAGUCAUCCUGUUCCCGCUCAUGGGCACCAUGGUCGCCGAUUACUACAUCGUUCGCAAGCAAAAGCUGAAACUGUCCGACCUCUACCGCGCUGAUGCGAGUAGCAUCUAUUGGUUCGAGGGCGGCUUCAACUGGCGUGCCUUCACAGCUUGGAUGAUUGGAUUUGCGCCCAGUAUUCCUGGCCUCGCCGCAUUAAACCCACACAACACAGGGAUCCCGAUUGGCUUGACAUAUACAUUCUACCUGUGGCCCAUCGCGGGAUUCUUUGCAUCGUUCGUGCUUCACGCUGGCCUGUGCUAUCUCAGUCCCCCGAAGGGGAUUGGGGCAGUGGAUGAGCAGGAAUUUCAUGACCCGAUGUAUAGUGAACGGUCAGACGAGAUGCAGAGCCAGACCAUCACGGCAAUGGAGAAGGGUCAACAUCGGUAGACUAUCUGUGAUAGUUCCAUGGCGAACGAUGUGAGCUGGACCGGGAGGGUACCUUGAUUGUACCGGCCUUAUGAUGGAUGGACGUUGUCUCCAUGUUUGUCAGAAAAAAAUUUCCAUUCUAUGUAGUAAUAAUUACUCUCUCGCUUAAUACAUCUCAUAAUCUGAUUCGACACACGGCGUCCUUCCUUUUCACAGAACAUCCCCGACUGUCAUGUGGUACGUAUACAAUGAGGCAACCAGACGGCAGUAACGGCACACAAGUCACAAAAGUCAUG